AUGUCUGCCCAACAAUCCAACGAUGCCUUGUCGGUCGCCAACAAAUCAUUGCGUUCACACCUCAACUGGAUCAAACUGUUUCAAUCAGAUGGCCGGGUGGUGGUUGACCAGGCACAUGAAGUUGCCAAGCUAGUAUCACAAGCACUCCAGCAACACGGCAGGAAUGCAUCAGUCAUUCUGCCGUUGCUGCUCUCUGCAGCCGCCGAGGUUCAGGCGACAAUGAACAUUGGUCAGGUCCCCCAAUGGGAAUGUGUGCGGGUGGAUGAUUCUCGCAUGGAAUCACACCCCUUCUUCCCCAAGACACAAGGGCUUGCUGCACCUGCACUGGCGCCAGUGCCAACCCCACUCCCAGUCCCAGUCCCAGUCCCAGUCCCGCCCCCAGCUCCCAAGGUGAUGUCGGUCCCACCGAUCGACUCACUUCCCGUCGAGGCUGCCAAGCCGACGGCCGAUAAGGGGAAGAUUGUGUCGAAGGCUAUCAUCUCUGACACCGAAGAUGAUGAUGGCCAGCCGGGCGGGACCAUCAUCAUGGCGGCGGUGCCUCAGACUCCAGCCCCAGCCAAGAAGGUGAAGCAGGUGAGAUUCACCUCGUCCCCUCGGUCAUCACCACUCAGAGAUGUCCAGGCCGACACCAAGGAGCGCAUUGGCCGACCGAUGCCGAAGGGUAAGGGAAAGGAGAAGGAGAAGGAACGGGCUGUGACGAUCGCCGAGGGUGAUGUGUAUGAUCCACCCUGUAAGAGGUGUUCUGCCCAGUUCGAAUGUCUUGCUGCCCUCGGUCGCAAGGGCCAAAUCACCAAGUCCUGUGCCAGGUGCUACGAGAUGAAGGCCCCACUCACCUCCACAUCCAAACCGCAGCCCAGGGCGACAAGGGCGGCCUCCCAUGCAUGUCUACCACCGCCUGUGGUAGAAUCUGAGGACGCCAUGGAUGAUGAGGAUGUCGCUGUUGAGGCUGAUGAAGACAUCGCCAUGUCUCAUGCGGCCAAUACCGAGCAGAAGACUGAUGUCGCUGCAGUGACGCCAAGUGAGACCAUCGAUUGGCUGGCAGCCAUGGCAUCGGCGAAAGACUUUCCUGCUGACCAUUGGCAGGAGGUCACUGACGACACCCCCAUCCUACCACCACCACCACCACCACCUGCUCCUGCAGCCAAACCCACCACCUCGUUGGCCAAACCGACUAUCCACAAUCGUGUGGUCUCUCUGGCGGCUAGAGUCACUGCCAUGGAAAUGGCCAACCGCAACACCCUCGCUAGGGUGGAUGCGAUGGAGCACGACUUCGACUCCUGCAUCUCCUCUAUGCAGGCCAAGUUUUCCGACGUCCAACUGAGCUUCAAUGCCACGGUGGAUGUGGUAAAUGGUCUUGCCAACAUGGUGGAGAAAAUGAGGCAGGAACACUCGGUCCUGAACACAUCCUUCCCACCACCAGCAAUUGGCCCAACCGGUGCUUCCACGGCCACAGACAUGGGCAUCAGAUACUUGACUGGUGUGUUCGGCCCUUUGGUUGCUCCCAAUGCUGAUUCUGUCGCCGUCAGUCAACCCUCAGCAUCUCACCCAUUCGGUCGCCCUGAUGUGCAAGACAGGACAUUCACCAGUGGGCAACCAUCAUCUGAGUCGGUGCAGGCCGGUCCUUCAUCUGCUCCCCCCAUCCAAUGUGAUUUGAGUGUUUCAUGCCCUGCUUCUACUACUUCCUCCCUCCCUUGA
Messenger RNA from Suillus subalutaceus, 1695 nucleotides. RefSeq lists its product as uncharacterized. The record is from RefSeq and is a predicted model, not a curated record. The coding region runs from base 1 to 1695 and encodes 564 amino acids. Lineage: Eukaryota; Fungi; Basidiomycota; Agaricomycetes; Boletales; Suillaceae. The transcript has 8 exons.